This is a messenger RNA of Meloidogyne enterolobii, 546 nucleotides long. Lineage: Eukaryota; Metazoa; Nematoda; Chromadorea; Rhabditida; Meloidogynidae. The record is from the annotation of a GenBank genome assembly.
AUGCUAAAUUCACUACAAUCUUUCCCUAUAUUUAUUUUUACACUUUUUUGCAUUGUACAUAGUGCUGUUGGGGAACCUAAAGUUACCAAGGCCCGUGCUUAUCUCUUUAAAGCUGUUCAGUCUCCCGAAUUAACUGCCCUUCAGCCUUUGGGAGUUGUCGAUUUUUGUGAUCUUGGGAAAGGAUUGAUGGCUAUAAACGGCACACUUAAAGGUCUCCCUCCAGGUCUACACGGCUUCCAUGUCCACCAAUUUGGUGAUUUAAGCCAGCUCUGUACAGGUGCAGGAUUGCACUUUAAUCCUCAUAAAAGACACCAUGGAGCGCCUCAGGAUUUGGAAAGACAUGGUAAUCAUUUUUGGAGUUGGACAUUUGGCUGGGUCUAAGAUGGGCUUCCUAUCUUGGAAAGCGCCUGUUUCGACCACGGAGAAAUAAGGGCAUAUAGGUGAAGUGUUUUCGGUGUUUUGGUAAAAGCAGAUUUUUCGAUGUUUCCGUGCUUCUGAGGUCUUAACCCUGAAAAAGCUGGCUCGGCUUUCCGAUCUAGAAAAUAG